Molecule: messenger RNA, 291 nt
Organism: Rotaria sordida
Lineage: Eukaryota; Metazoa; Rotifera; Eurotatoria; Philodinida; Philodinidae
Source: the annotation of a GenBank genome assembly
AUGUGUUCCUCGCGAGUGACACGUGAAAAAUUUCUUCGUGAGACACACGCAGCAACGGAUACUGAAGUGGCCUAUCUAGAUUCUGUUUACCAAUUGAGACAUGAACGACGUGAAGAUACAAGAUCAUAUUGGCAACCAUCCGAAAUACUUGAUUCAUGGCUAUUUCAAGGCACUUGGGAACAAGCAAAUGAUUCAGUACUACUUAAUCGACUCGCAAUUACUCAUAUCGUUAAUGUUACUGAUAAGAAACUUCAUGAGUCAUCACGUCAAGUACUUCAUAUUCGGAGAUAG